CUCUCUGCGCAUGCAGUUUGUGCCUCUCUAUCUCUAUACCAGUCUCUGCCACCAAACGUUGUUGCAUUUUUUAAUUUUGGUUUUGGCCCCUCUGGCUAUAUAAACUGUCAAUCAUGCAUCCUUGGCAGCAAAGCCAAAAACACAAGCCCGGACACGACGGGAGGCCCAACCAUCUGCAGCACCACCCUGCAUUCCUGGCCGUGUCUCUGUUUGUGCGAGCCUUCCCCUCUUGGCCUCUCGAUCGUCUCCCCUACAGGGAGAGGGAGGGCUACAACACAACACACAUGAAGGACCGCCGAGGCAGCUCCGGCGGCGUCGAGCGCUUCGCCGUCUUCCCCUUCUCCAUGGGCUGCAUGUCGCAGUCCGCCGUCUCCGUCGCCGACCCCAGCGAGAAGAAGCCGCAGGGCGACCCCUCCUCCUCCUCCUCGGCCACCGCCACGACCACGGCUCGGACAGCAGGUUCGUCAGAGGAUGGUGCCGGCGAGACCGUGAAGGAGAAGGCUGCCGUUGCCGCGGCGUCGCCGGGGCUCGUGGCGGCCGGGGUGUCCAGGCUGAUGAAGGGGAUCAAGAGCCUGUCCCUGAUGUUCGCCGGCGACGGCGGCGACGAGGAGGAGGAGGAGAGGGAGAUGGUGAUCGGGUACCCGACGGACGUGCAGCACGUGGGGCACAUCGGCUGGGACGGCCACAACAAGGUCGGCGCCAUGGGCAUGGUGAACGCCUUCUCCCUGCCCUCCUCCCUCUCCCUCCGCCAGCUCGAGAUGGCCAUGGACCAGGCGGCGCACGCGUCGGCCUGAUCAUCGGCUGCAACAACACACUUGAGAGCUCGUACUUCUCAGAAUCUCAGUGUCAGUGGUGGUGGUGGCGCUAGCAGUAAAAUCCAUUGAUUGGUUGGUUAGCAGCACGGAGAUACUGAUGAAUUGCAUCCAAAGAAAAUUCCCAUGUGUUGGUUACUACUUAUUACUGCUGCUGGUGCCGUAAAAAUCUCUGUCGAUCAUCUGGUACAUGCAUGCCUUUGGAUUUCUUUCUUCAUCUUUUGUCCUGGUGAGCGCAUGAGACGAGAAGCAUAUUUGUGUAUAUAUGCAUGCCAACUUGUAUAGAUUGUGAGAGUUGCCAUCAUAUCUCCAUCAACACUGCUGGAGUAUGUGUCAGUUUGUGCCUGCUGUGACCUCUCUCUGUUUUCCAUUUUCUUUGUUUUUUCUUCAUUUUCUCAAAAAAGAAAGAAAGAAGAAUUGUUCAUGGCUA
Molecule: messenger RNA, 1242 nt
Organism: Panicum hallii
Lineage: Eukaryota; Viridiplantae; Streptophyta; Magnoliopsida; Poales; Poaceae
Exons: 2
Coding region: 114-794 (226 amino acids)
Source: RefSeq, a predicted model, not a curated record